Molecule: messenger RNA, 1581 nt
Organism: Aspergillus calidoustus
Lineage: Eukaryota; Fungi; Ascomycota; Eurotiomycetes; Eurotiales; Aspergillaceae
Source: the annotation of a GenBank genome assembly
AUGCCGACUACUCCCCGGAAAAAGCAGAAGAUAGCGAACACGACUCCGCAAUCGCGCCGCCAGAAAUCAAUGACUACUCCGUCAAACAAACGGAUUAUCGUCAAGAAACCUUUGGAAUUCACACCUCUUGGCACGCGUGUACUUUCGCCGUCACAUUUUGCUUCACCUUAUCGCCAGGCACGAAACCUUCUUCACGUCUCCACAGUUCCUACCUCGCUACCAUGUCGAAAGAAGGAAUUCGACACCGUCUAUAGCCAUCUCAGCGCCGCGAUCAUGGAAGGGACGGGUACCUGUAUUUACAUCUCGGGAACCCCGGGAACCGGAAAAACAGCCACAGUUCGCGAGGUUGUUGCCCAGCUGAAUGGGGCAGUUCUUGCAGAGGAGAUGGAUGACUUUAUUUUUGUGGAAAUCAACGGCAUGAAAGUCACCGACCCACAUCAAUCGUACUCUCUGCUAUGGGAGGCUCUCAAGGGCGAUCGAGUAUCGCCCUCUCAUGCUCUUGACCUCUUAGAGCGGGAGUUUUCCAACCCUUCCCCUCGACGAGUAUCAUGUGUCGUCCUCAUGGACGAGCUUGAUCAGCUAGUCACGAAGAACCAAUCAGUCAUGUAUAACUUUUUCAACUGGCCAGCCCUGCGCCAUUCCCGCCUCGUUGUUCUCGCGGUCGCCAACACCAUGGACCUACCGGAACGAACCUUGAGCAAUAAAAUCUCCAGUCGCCUUGGUCUAACCCGCAUCACCUUUCCAGGCUACAAACAUACCGACCUAAUGGAGAUUAUCAACACCCGCUUAGCAAACGUUCCGGGAAACAUCGUGGAUGCCGACGCAAUCCAGUUCGCCAGCCGCAAAGUUGCAGCGGUCAGUGGAGACGCCCGGCGAGCCCUGGAUAUCUGCCGAAGAGCAGUCGAAAUUGCCGAACAGACCAGCGGAGCAGCCUUAGAUGAAGAGCCAUUUGAGGACGAUACAGAGUCCCUUCCUCCUACACCCAGUAAAACGCCCGCCCGAAGAGAGCGAGCAAACGCCAACAAGCAAGCCUUCUCCCGCAACAACAUGCUCGAAUCGUCCCCGCAAAAAGGCACACCCAAGAAACAAACCUCCGGCCGCGUCACAAUCGCCACAAUUAAACAAGCCAUCCACGAAGCAACCUCUACUCCGCUCCAACAAUCCCUCCGUUGCCUCCCCCUCUCCUCAAAACUCUUCUUAGCCGCCCUUCUCGCACGCAUCCGCCGAACAGGUAUCACGGAAUCAACCUUUGGCGAUGUCAUGGACGAGGCCAAACGUAUUGCUGAUGCCGCGGUAGCAGUUGCCGGCGCGGCUGGCGCAGGGAUCAAGGAGUUUCUUCUCUCCGGCGGCACAGGGGCACGUGUUAACGCCCUUGGCUUCGCCGCCAUGGAGCUCAUGAACUCUGGUGUUCUUGCUCUCGAGACGAGCUCUGGCUUCCGCGGGACAUUGGGCAGCGCAGCAAUCCCAAGCCGUGGUGACCGGAGUGGGAAGGUGAGGUUGAGGGUUGCGCCGGAGGAUGUGCGGUUGGCGUUCCGAGAUGAUGUCGAGGCGAAGGGGUUGGGAUUAGGAUUGGAUAACUGA